Pelodiscus sinensis (Chinese soft-shelled turtle) is the source of this 1253-nucleotide messenger RNA. RefSeq names its product homeobox protein vent1-like. Gene Ontology annotation, molecular function: DNA-binding transcription factor activity, RNA polymerase II-specific; DNA binding. The record is from RefSeq and is a predicted model, not a curated record. Lineage: Eukaryota; Metazoa; Chordata; Testudines; Trionychidae. Gene Ontology annotation, biological process: regulation of DNA-templated transcription.
GCUGGAAUUCCCCCCGCCGCAGGGGAGGAAAGGAGGGUCCGGAGCAGGUUUGCAUUUCAAGGGGGCAGACGCAGCCUUGCAGACUCUCUGGAGCCGGAGCUGCAGACAUUUGCCAGACGUGUGAACUUUGCUCCUCCCUGACAGCUGCUAUCUCUUCCCCCCUUCCUACUUUGAUGUGGAUUCACACUUGCAAACGAGCCCGCGAGGGCGGCCCCCUGUAAAUAAGAGGCGAGCCCCCCCCCUACCCCCCUGCCCUUCCCUCCAGCCUAGUAGCGCCAGCCAGGCGGAGGGAGCUGCGGGCGGCCGCCACUCGCUAUGGGAGAGGCCCCCUUCUCCAUGCCCUUCCCGGCCCAGCCCGGUAGCGAAAAGCCAAGGCCGAUGCGCAGGCCUCACAUCUGCUGCGUGCCCCCUCCACGGGCUCCCACCUCCUUCAGCCGGAGUCUCCGCCUGGCCCGAGCCAAGCCCAGAGGGGGAGCAUCGGCCGGGGGGCAGCUACCAGCCAGCGGCCAGUGCCGAGAGCCGCUGCGCGAGACCGCGGUCCAGGAGCUGCCCAGCGCCCGAGCAGCUCCCGAGGGCGGCUGGCUGAGCGCGGACGAGUCCUCCGGCUACGAGAGCGAAAGCGGCGCCUCCCGGGCCCCCUCGCCGUCCGGAGAGGCCGAGCCCCUGGCGCGCAGGGCGCGCACCGCCUUCACGCCGGAGCAGGUAGGCAGGCUGGAGCGGACCUUCCAGCGGCAGAGGUAUUUGGGGGCGGCGGAGAGGAGGAAGCUGGCGACCGCUCUGCACCUGUCCGAGAUUCAGGUGAAAACCUGGUUCCAGAAUCGCAGGAUGAAAUUUAAGAGGCAAAUGCAAGACCACCAUCAUACCCUCAUGUCUUCAAAUCCCUUCUAUGGCUGUAAACAAGGGACCCUGCCGAAUAUGUUACUGGAUUAUUCCCACUACCUUAGUCCACAGCAAAGACUUCUGCCUUUUACCUCUAAUUCUGCUUUGCAAACCAACUCUUCCUUUCAAAUCUGUGGCUCCCCAAACCCAUGGUAUCCACUUAGGGCACAUGAUCUAUCUUUUUCCCAACACUUCCUACCACAAGGCUCUGUUCAUCCAGUUUUACAGAACAAAAUGGAUAACAAUUUAAUCCUCUUCAAACAUUAUAACCAAGGUGGAAGAUAUGAGUGUGUUAUCUAAUACCCUACGUGUGAUUCAAUUGUACAUAAAACGUUUGUAGAAGUGUAUAUUUUAUUAUAAAGUUUAAAUAUAAA